AUGAUGUCACUUCCGGCACUUUUCAGACUUCGCUUUCCGAAUCCGCCCAGCAGGAUGAGCUUCACCAACACAACGAUUUCGACCUCACAACAUCGUCCUAGGGGAUAUCUGUAUACCGCGUGCUUGACAUAUCCACUUUACAGGCGUUUGGGCGCAAUCAUGAACUACGACGCUCUCGUUGAGACAGUCGUAGACGGCGGCUAUCUCCCCGAGUUCCUUCUCCGGCAGGGUAUCAGAAGUCAACUACGACAGCGCAUCGAGCUCAUCAAGUCGACAAGUCUGGCCGACAGCUAUGAAACGAAGAUGAAGUAUGUUGACCUCCUCCGGAGCAGACCUAUCGCGGUAGAAACCGCUGCAGCAAACGAACAGCACUAUGAAGUCGGGACUGGAGUUUUGUCGGCUUGCCUUGGUCCUAGGAUGAAGUACAGCUGUUGCUUGUAUCCCAAGGGCACGGAGACUUUGGCACAGGCGGAGAUUGCGAUGCUGGAGAGUUAUGUUGAGAAGGCACAGGUGAAGGAUGGGAUGCGGAUUUUUGAUUUGGGCUGUGGUUGGGGAAGUCUGUCUCUUUACCUUGCUGAAGUGCUGCCGAAGUCGCAGGUGACGGCUUUCUCGAAUUCGAGGACGCAGAAGGAGUAUAUCGACUCGCAGGCCAAGGCGAAGGGACUUACGAAUUUGGAGGUGGUCACCGGAGAUAUUGCGACUUAUGACUUUCGAGGGACGAAGCUCGAAGAGAAGUUUGAUCGUGUCAUGUCGAUUGAGCUGUUCGAGCACAUGAAGAACUACGAACUUCUCCUGGCAAAAGUGAGCACACUGCUCAAACCAAGCGGCAAGCUCUUCGUGCACUACUUCGCCCACAAGAACUCUCCCUAUGACUUUGAAAGCGGCUGGAUGACGACUCACUUCUUCACCGGUGGGACCAUGCCUUCCGCGGACCUGCUGCACUUCUUCCAGCGAGACCUGAGAUUGGAGAGGCAGUGGUGGGUGAGCGGCACACACUACGCGAAGACUUGCGAGGACUGGCUAUCGAAGAUGAAUGCAAGCAAGAAACAGAUCUGGCCACAUCUGGAAGAGACCUACGGCAAGACUGAUACUGCGAAAUGGUUCUAUCGCUGGCAAGUGUUCUAUCUUGCUUGUGCGGAGCUGUUUGCUUGGAAUGGUGGAGAGGAGUGGGGUGUUUGCCAUUAUCUGUUUGAGAAGCCUGCGAGGUCAUAG
Fulvia fulva is the source of this 1212-nucleotide messenger RNA. RefSeq names its product (S)-coclaurine N-methyltransferase. NCBI's taxonomy places the organism in Eukaryota, Fungi, Ascomycota, Dothideomycetes, Mycosphaerellales, Mycosphaerellaceae. Bases 1 to 1212 code for a protein of 403 amino acids. The transcript is spliced from 2 exons. The record is from RefSeq and is a predicted model, not a curated record.